Hevea brasiliensis (rubber tree) is the source of this 1897-nucleotide messenger RNA. RefSeq names its product long chain base biosynthesis protein 2a. The transcript is spliced from 12 exons. The record is from RefSeq and is a predicted model, not a curated record. NCBI's taxonomy places the organism in Eukaryota, Viridiplantae, Streptophyta, Magnoliopsida, Malpighiales, Euphorbiaceae. Gene Ontology annotation, molecular function: pyridoxal phosphate binding; serine C-palmitoyltransferase activity. Gene Ontology annotation, cellular component: serine palmitoyltransferase complex. Gene Ontology annotation, biological process: sphingosine biosynthetic process; ceramide biosynthetic process. Bases 76 to 1545 code for a protein of 489 amino acids.
AUUGAUUGACGAUACAGAGUGAAAUUGGAUAAAGCAGAAAAAAAAAAAAAACGGACUUUAUACCAAAAAAAAAAAAUGAUUGCAAUUCCCUACUUAGCAGCGUUAACAACGUACUUUAGCUAUGGAUUAUUGUUUGCUUUUGGUCAAAUCAGAGAUUUCUUUCGCAAAAUUCUCGACUGGAGUGGCUCUAACAAUCUUCAGGGUUAUGCUCCAAUAUGUGUGGCACAUGAAGAUUUCUAUGUACGCCGUUUGUAUCUCCGUAUUCAGGAUUGUUUUGGGAGACCGAUUACUAGUGCUCCUGACGCUUGGUUUGAUGUGGUUGAGCGUUACUCAAAUGACAAUAAUAAGACACUAAAACGAACCACAAAUAUUAGUAGAUGCCUUAACUUGGGGUCAUACAACUAUCUGGGAUUUGCUGCAGCAGAUGAGUAUUGCACUCCUCGAGUAAUUGAGUCAUUAAGGAAAUAUUCUCCUAGCACUUGUAGUAGCCGGGUGGAUGCGGGCACAACGGCAUUGCAUAAUGAAUUGGAGAAGUGUGUUGCCGACUUUGUUGGAAAACCAGCGGCUAUAGUUUUUGGAAUGGGCUAUGUUACAAACUCUGCUAUCCUUCCAGUCCUGAUUGGGAAGGGUGGUUUGAUUAUCAGUGACUCCUUGAACCACAACUCUAUUGUAAAUGGUGCACGUGGGUCUGGAGCUACUAUUCGUGUUUUCCAACAUAAUACACCCUCUCAUUUGGAGGAAGUCUUGAGAGAACAACUUGCAGAGGGACAACCUAGGACUCACAGACCUUGGAAGAAAAUAAUGGUAAUUGUGGAGGGGAUAUACAGCAUGGAAGGGGAUCUUUGCAAGCUUCCUGAGAUUAUUGCGAUCUGCAAAAAAUAUAAGGCUUAUAUUUACUUGGAUGAGGCCCAUAGCAUUGGAGCAGUAGGGAAAACAGGAAAAGGCGUCUGUGAGCUCCUAGGAGUGGAUACUGCUGAUGUGGACAUCAUGAUGGGAACUUUUACUAAAUCAUUUGGAUCAUGUGGUGGAUAUAUCGCUGGAUCAAAGGAGCUUAUUCAAUACUUGAAGUAUACAUGCCCAGCUCACCUAUAUGCAACAUCAAUCUCACCGCCAGCUGCAGAACAAGUAAAAUCUUCCAUAAAGGUUAUUCUUGGGAAGGAUGGUUCCAAUAGAGGUCCCCAGAAGCUUGCACAAAUCCGUGAGAACAGCAACUUUUUUAGGUCAGAAUUGCAAAAAAUGGGGUUUGAGGUUAUUGGAGACGAUGACUCUCCUGUAGUGCCAAUUAUGCUUUACAAUCCAGCUAAAAUUCCUGCCUUCUCAAGGGAGUGCCUGAAGCAGAAUGUUGCAGUUGUGAUGGUGGCUUUCCCAGCAACCCCACUAUUGUUGGCUAGGGUACGUGUGUGUAUAUCUGCUUCUCAUACCAAGGAAGACCUGGUUAAAGCAUUGAAAGUUUUUGACCAAGUAGGUGAUCUUGUGGGUAUAAAAUACUUCCCUGCAGAGCCAGACAAGCAGCAGGAAGAAGAUAAGAUAGUGAAGCUUGAUUGAGCAAGUAUUUUCUUAUUUUACUUGGAUCAUGUGGUUGUCGUGAGCAGAACUGGAUCAAGUAUGUUGCAAUAUAAUUUUUUUGGGUAAGAAAAAAAACUGGCGGUUGUCCUGCUGUGUCACCACCUAUAUACGGGUCCUACCAUGUAGUAUGUUAUAUUUGCAUUGUAAGCGUAUAUCCUGAGUGUUGCUUACAUGCUCAUGCAAACCAUGAGACUCUGCUGACUGCAAACCUGUGUUUGUCCUUUGGUUUUGUCCCCUUUUGUACAUAUUUAGUUUUACCCUUCUACACUAUUUUUCCGAUGGAAGUUGUUUCCUUAACAUAUGCUGAAAGUUCUUGGACUAGAUUCUUCUA